This is a messenger RNA of Pelodiscus sinensis (Chinese soft-shelled turtle), 2303 nucleotides long. The record is from RefSeq and is a predicted model, not a curated record. NCBI's taxonomy places the organism in Eukaryota, Metazoa, Chordata, Testudines, Trionychidae.
GAGGAGAGGCACGAGGCCGGGUGGGGGAGGGGACGCCGCCCCAAACGCGCAGCGCCCCGCGCGGGCUGGGCAAACCCCCCUUCCCCGGGGAGCGGGAGCCCCAGACACCGGGAGCUGCGAAAGGGCCGGUCAGUGGUAGGACGUGGAACGACCCUGGCAGACAGCAGGUUGAAAACCGGCACAGCCAACCUGUGGAACUCCUCGCCGGAGGAUGUUGUGAAGACCAGGACUUUAACAGGGCUGGGGAAAGAGCUGAUAGACUCCAGGGCAGGAAGGUGACCUCAGUGCACGAGGUCAGGUCCAUCAGUGGCUGUUAGCUAGGCUCAGAGACCUCAGAAGGUCAAGUCCAGCCCCCUGCUCCAGGCAGGACCAAGCCCAAGGAUGGGCAGCAAUGGUGCCUGCAGCCUCUGUCUCUCAGAAUGGGAAUGGGUGAGAGCAGAGGGAUACUUGGUGGCAAGGCUGCCCUUUUGCUGCCAAUGACUGCAGUAGGUUUGUAAAUUGUGUAGUGCCUGGGUUUAAAUGCCAAACAAAUUCUGUCAGGAUGCUACAAAAGGACAAAGGAGAAAGACAAGUGUAUGGAGACACUAACAAAACUGUUAUCCAGAUGUGCUGGCUCAAAGAUAACAAGAAGAGUGGAAGUAUGCAGGAGAAAAGUAUGCCAGCCAAUAAUACAAUAAUGAAAGCUACUCAUGUGCUGCAGUUGCCUCAAGAAAUGCUGACUGAGAUAAUCAGGUACCUUCCUCCUGCAGAAAAAAACAAGAUCCGUGCCACAUGCAAGCUCUUUAAGGACCUGGUUGAUCAGCCUGUUUUGUGGCAAAAGAGUACCAUCAUCCUCCGACGCAUAAACGUUUUCAAUGCUGAGUUCUGGGAGGUGCUUCGGAAGAGAAAGAUAACUUCUGUAGAAGUGAAAGAAAUCAGGCUUAAGCAGUGGCAAAAGCUGCUGAAGAUUAUGCCUGGUUUGCUAGAUGUAACUGUGGAUUCCCUCUGGAGUGAGGAAAUCCUGCAUUGUUUACAGCUGCUCACACAUCUACAGAAACUUCACUUGAAAAUAUGCCCUGGGUUAUCGGAGAGAAGUGUAAUCAGGGAAGUUGUGCACUUUCAGCACCUAAUCCACUUGUUGUUGUGCGGCAUAACCUUAAGUGGCAGUGAAUUGAUCAGAAUUGCUAGCUUACGAAACCUACAUGUGCUCUCAUUGCAUACUGUGCAAAAGGCUCUUCCUGAGAACGUACUAGAAUAUGUUUUAUUCCAUUUACCAAAACUCAGAGAACUGUCACUUUCUUACAUCCUGAAUAAAGAGCAGCUUUUGUUAUGCCUCAGUUUACCAGAUAGCCAUCCCAUCCCUUAUUCACCAGAAGAGUCACCUCCCAUUGCAAAGCUUCAGCUUCACACUUUGGCAUUGAGGCAGACUGGUUACAACCUUUUUUCAGAACGUUUCCUGGAUCAGCUCUCCACCAUCCACACUCUUACCGUUUGUUACAUCAAAGACUUUUUGUUACACUCAGUGGAUGUCUUUGGACAAGUACUGAAGAACCUACCAAACUUGACAGAAUUAAAUCUUGCAUGGAUCUCCAAUUUGGAUAGGAUUGUCAAUAACAUUCCUUCCAGCGUUGCUAAACUAAGAGUGAUCGGAACCAAGCUCUCAAACUCUGCGCUCAGCUGUUUGUCUAAUAAAUCCUGGAAGCUAAGAGAAAUGGAUCUAACCCUCUCAUAUGGAUUUGAUGAAAAGAUUCUGAAAGAAUUUCCCCAUCUCUUUCCACAGCUGACAAGACUCUGUCUUAGUGGUUUUCUUUUGACUGACAAUAUCUUGUUGAGCUUGGCUAAAAUGGAGCAUCUGCAAGAGCUUGAUGUUAUUGGUGGCACAAAUCUGACAAAAGAAGCAAUCCAGAAUUUUCACAUCACAACAAACGGCAGGGUAUGUCUCCUUGUAGAGCAGCAUCCUAUGUCUUCUAAAUGUGACUGCCUAUGGAGCACUUAGCACAGUGGCUUUCUUUUUAAUCCAUCACUAUUUAUAGGCCUUUGAUUGCUAUGUACUGUUAUCAGGAAACCAAAAAUGUUUCUGUAAAAUUCAGCUGAAAUUCCAUGUGAGGAAGAGAGGUAGUGCAAUCAAACUUCCAACAUUCCUCAUAACUGAAAAGCCACUGGCUGUAAUGAAGUGCUAAUGUACUUAGAAAAGCAGAAAUGUCUUCUUUCAGCCUAUAACUCUGCCAAGUCAGAACUGUAAACAAAUAUUGGCAUUCAAUAUUAAAAUGUUUGAGUAAGUCUACAAUGGCCAUUGAUAAAACUCUACACUUCUAUUAAUAUAA